Anopheles bellator is the source of this 5907-nucleotide messenger RNA. RefSeq lists its product as uncharacterized. Gene Ontology annotation, biological process: microtubule cytoskeleton organization; intracellular signal transduction; protein phosphorylation. Gene Ontology annotation, molecular function: protein serine/threonine kinase activity; tau-protein kinase activity; ATP binding. The transcript has 12 exons. NCBI's taxonomy places the organism in Eukaryota, Metazoa, Arthropoda, Insecta, Diptera, Culicidae. The record is from RefSeq and is a predicted model, not a curated record. Gene Ontology annotation, cellular component: cytoplasm. The coding region runs from base 1 to 5907 and encodes 1968 amino acids.
AUGGUGAUAGGCGAGCAGGUGGAGGGCGGCGAGGCACUGCCGCCCUCGCCCCAACAGUACCCACCGCAGAAGGCGUCGAUAGAGAACAUUAUGAGCGGCAUCGAGAACACGGGCGCGGUGAAGAUGAACAACCACAGGAAAAAGCUUCGCCAGAGAUUCGACAUCAUCAAAAAGCUCGGUCAGGGAACGUACGGCAAGGUGCAGCUCGGCAUCAACAAGGAAACCGGCCAGGAGGUGGCCAUUAAGACGAUCAAGAAGAGCAAAAUAGAAACGGAAGCAGAUCUCAUUCGGAUACGGCGCGAGGUGCAGAUUAUGAGCUCCGUGCAGCAUCCCAACAUAAUACACAUUUACGAAGUAUUUGAAAACCGUGAAAAAAUGGUACUAGUCAUGGAGUUUGCGGCCGGCGGCGAGCUGUACGAUUACCUGUCGGAGCGGAAAGUGCUGGCGGAGGAGGAGGCCCGGCGCAUCUUCCGCCAGGUGUCGACGGCCAUCUACUACUGUCACAAGCACAAAAUCUGUCACCGCGAUCUGAAGCUGGAAAACAUUCUGCUCGACGAGAACGGGAACGCCAAGAUCGCCGACUUCGGGCUGUCGAACGUGUUCGACGAGCAGCGGCUGCUGGCCACGUUCUGCGGGUCGCCACUGUACGCGUCGCCCGAAAUCGUCAAGGGUACGCCGUACCAGGGCCCGGAGGUGGACUGCUGGUCGCUGGGCGUGCUCCUCUACACUCUAGUCUACGGUGCGAUGCCGUUCGAUGGUGCCAACUUCAAGCGGCUGGUCAAGCAGAUCAGCCAGGGCGAUUACUUCGAGCCGAAGAAGCCGUCCCGAGCGUCACCACUGAUCCGGGAAAUGCUGACCGUGUGCCCGAGGCAGCGGGCCAGCGUUGAACAGAUCUGCAACCACUGGUGGGUGAACGAGGGCUACGAUGAGUCGUGCCUUGAUCUGGCCGAAGAGCUGGCCAAUCAGACGCCGGUCCGGUUGGACGUGCUGCUUUCGCUGGCACCACCGUCGGUGACGGCGGACCAGCUGUUGGUCGGCAACGGGCAGGACGAGGCGUCCAAGGCGAAGGAUCGCAUCCAGCGAAGCCAUUCGGUGGGCUCGAUCGUCGACAUGGGCGGCACCGAGGCGGAACGGCGCAUUCUCGACAUGGUGGCGGCCGGUGGCGAAGCCGCCCUCAUGCCGUCGCCGACGAGGACAAUCACCCCAGCGGAAGCGGCGACCGGCAGUCCGGCGCAGACGAAGCGUAAGCUCGAAACGACGGUGUCGACCGAGAACGCGACUGGAGCUGUGAAGAAAAAGGACAAAGCGGACCCAUCGCCCUCGCAUCCGCGCAUACCCGAGGUGAUGGACUUGGAGGAGGCGGCGGCGAUAGGCUCUGAUCCGAUCCCGGCGCAAUCAACGGACCCGAGUAGCCCGUUCCGGCCGGAGGACGGCGCUGGCAGCGACGCCACGCAGUCGCCCGUGGCGGACAAGUUCGAAGCGCAGGAAGUUUUGGAUGAUUUGCAAAACCUCGAGAACAUGUGUGACGAACUGUUGCUGGAGGCCGCCACGCAGCCGCACUCGGAACCGCUUGCCGGUGGCUUACAGCAGCCGCCGGAACAGCAGCCGGAACCACUACCGUCCGAUACACCGUCGAAUGGAGUGGCGCAGUCCCCGGUUCCAGCCACUGAUGUCACCCACAAAACGGUCUCCAGUGUGCGCGCGAAGCUGGAGAAGCUGGAAAAACCGGAACCGGAACAGAAACCUGCCUUCCCGGUCGCAACAAGAAAGGUGUUCGGUAAGAAUAAAACCACCGAUCUGACGUCGGCAAUCCACGCGGUGAACGCUCCGGGGGCGGCCGCCGAAGGGGAACCGGGCAGUGCGGUGCACCGAUCGACCAGCGUAGAACGCAAGAGCAGCCUGCCGGAAGAGAGCUUGGCGCGCACGGCCGAGCGGCGCAAGUCGCGCAUUCUCGAGACGGCGGAAAAGUUCCAAAACAUGAACCAGCAGCAGCCGGGCGGGAACGAGAAGUUCAAGAAGUUUGUGCUGCCGGGCGGCGGCGUGCCAACGGUCGGGAACUACAAGAAAGAGUUUGAGCGCAAAACGGGCCUCAGUUCGUCGGCCACCUUCACCAAACCGCCGCCGGCGACCCUGGAGCUCCAGCAGCGCAAAGAUGGCGGCAGCCAGGAAGUGAGCUCACCGGUGGCUACUCCACCGUCCACCGUCGGCAGUGGACCUACCAAGAGCAUUUCGUCAGCCUUCCAACAGUCGUCGCAGCCGCUCGUCGAGCCGCCGCCCAAGUCCAAGUCGGACGAUGAGGUGAAGGACAGCGACUCCAAGAGCUCGGUCGGCAGUUUCUCGCUGGAGGAGGCCCGCCGUUCGAUGGAGAACUCGAUCGCGCUACUGAACAAGGUGAAACCGGUCACACCGGACACGAGUGCACCGUCGACACCGACCAUGGAGCAGCUCUGUUCGCGCACGGAGAGCUUCUCGAUGCUGGACGAAGGCGAGCGUGAGCGGAAGCUGAAGAAUGCGCGCGAAAUCAUCGGCAACGCCAUACCGAUCGGGCGGCUACGCAAGCCACCGAUGCCGUUCGGUGCCAACGGCCGCUCCACGACCGGUACGCUGGGCAUCAACAAACCUUACCGCUUCGGCGCGGACACGGUGGAGCCACGCUGCGAUACGAUGUCCACCCCCAGGAAAGUAUCGAUGGGAAGUAUUCCGAGCCCGCCGAAGGACGAAACCAAAACAUCGCACGCGGAAAUUACGCUCAAAUCGGCCACCUUGCCGAGACGAAAGCUGUCCGCCAACAAACCAUCAGAGGUGUCCGGAGAUGGACCGGCAAAGCCCGAACAGCGAGUCCCACAGCAGCAGCAGUCGUCAGCAUUUGCGCCGAUGCGCUUUUCGACCGAAUUUCAGCACCAAAUUCCGGAUCUGCGCAGUGCGCCGAUCGGGCGCGAUCUGCCACCCGCGUUUGUGCCGAUGGCGUACCAGCAGCAGCAGCGGGCCAACAGCCUGGAACCGCAAGGCCGCGAUCUUGGUCAGCAAAAACCGCCGACCUACGGUCGCCCUACGUACGGCGGUGCGCAGCCAGCGCAGCGGGGCACACUUUCGCGACAGUCGACGAACGAGUCGAACGAUUCCGACAGUAACACCGUCUCGCAGGGUGGCCUAUCAGCGACCGCCUCCGGCCAGCACAUGGCGGGCAGUGUGAGCAACAGCAGCAACGCCACCAUGCCGAUCAAGAAGAGCCCGCGCGAGUUCAUCAUACCGAUCGCGGUCGAAGGCGGUGGGUUCGUGACACCGCGCGCCAACAGCCUCGAACCAUCCGAAUCCAACGCGUCCUCGGCGUCGGCCAUCGGAGCCGCCGGAUUCCCGGCCAUGAAGCCGCGCCUCGGACGCCCUCGGCGAUUGGGGUCUCUGCUGUCGGAAAACGACAACGAGCCGACCGAUACGAGUUCCUUCCAACGACUGAACCGCCACACUUCCCUGGGCCGUGAUAGUGACUCUGAGGAACCGAAAUUCCACAUGAUGCAUCGACUGCGGAGCUCCCGGCCAUCGAAGCGUGGAACGCAGACGGAUCCGAACGAUUCGGCCAGCUCGGGCGAGGAAGACGAUGACGAUGGUUUCGAAAUACUGACUGCGGAGAAUCUGUUCUCUACGCUCCUGUCAAGGGUUCGCGCUCUCACCAAUCGGCUGAACGUGAAUGAUGCCAGCUCGUCGAGAUUCCCAGCGUCGCGCUUCAUGAACAAUCUGCGCCAAGCGCAGCCAUCCUUCUGGCAUCAGGAUCCUUUUGCAAGGCACAUGGGCGACGCCAACGCCAACGCUUGGCGCCACAGCAUGUCGCGGGACUUGAGCACGGACAUCGAUUCAAUGUUUUCGCGCAGCGGAGCCACACUUCCAAGAGGCACUAGACUCAAAGCACAAAAUAAUCAUGUAACGAAUAGUAGUAAUAACAGCAACAGCAACCACCAACACCACCACCUUACCAACAACCAUCAUCAUCAUCAACCACCAACAACAACACCACCACCACCAACAGCAGCAACAACCAAUGGCAGCCCCAUGCGAAGUAGUUUUAACCAUAGGCACAGCUACCAUCAUCAACCCCCGUCAUCUAACCUUCCUUCCUCCAUCUACAAGGACCUGGCCGCGCUGGCGGCGGUGACGCCGCACGGGGGGGACGGGUCCGCUGGGGGUACUGCUUCUGAGGACGGUGGCGUUGGAGGAAUCCGCGGAGGUAGUGCCGGUGGUCGCGCUGGAGUGGCGGCGGCGGCGGCGACUGAGGAGAACCUGGAUUUGCGUGAUCUCGAUCUGUCGCAGCUGCGCCUGUCGAAGCGAGACCUGGAGACGCUGUCCAGCAUUACGCCCGCCCUGUCGCAGCGCGUCCAGGAGCAGCUGCUGGCCCAGCUGCCACCGCAGCAGGCCCGCAAGCUGUCGCGGACCCUCUCGAUGCAGGGUGGACCGGCGGGGGCGACGGCAGCGGCAGCGGCAGCCACUGCGGGGCAGCGGUUGUACCGGCGCAGCUACAGCAACAGUGCCGCCGGUAGUCGCACGGCUGGGGACGACGGUCGUCGGGCUGGCAGUCAACCGCGGGACAUCCUUUCCCCACCGCCCGGCUAUCAGACCAAGGACGACGGAGGCACCAACGGCACCACGUACGUCCCGUACGGAUCGGCGGCGCCCUACUCCGACCUGUCCGGUACGUCUGCGCAUCCGGACACGGAGAGCGUCAUCGAGCGGAUCCGGCGCAAGAGCUUCUACACGCGCUUCAACGAGAACAAGAAACCGGCCAAACGGGCCUCGGCCACCAACCUGGCCCCGCCGCCCGGGGCGUCCUCCUCCUCGUCGGCCCUGCACGGCCUGGGGAAGGAGUACUCAUACGGUGGCUCUGGAACCGUGCGCGAAAAGUCCCUGACGCGCGGUGGCUCCACGUCCUACAUUCUGCGCCCGUCCAAGGAGUACGGCGGCGGUAGCAACGGUAAGUACGGUGGCGGCGGGGGGCUGUACGCCCUCCUGCCGGGCUACGCGACGAUCGGUGCGCGGGGCGACCGGAACCGUAACCGGUACGCGCAUACCACCACCAGCAUACUCACGUCGACGUCGGCCACCCCGAAACCCGCCCCGUUGCGGGAUUGCGUGCGGUUGCGCAACAACCACAGCUUCGACCUGCUGGCGCCCGCCACCGACUACCACCACCUACCCGCACACCACCCGCACUUACCACACCACCACCAUCAUCACCACGUCCAUCGCCACGGUCCGUCGGCGUCGUCGUCGCUGUCCCUAUCGCGCACCGCAUCGCGUCACCUCGCGCACGACGAUGACCCGGACGAGCUGGCGGACGACGGCGACGGUGGCCUCAGCCGCUACGCCAACAGCAACUCCAUCAACAACAACAACACGAAGUACACACGCAACACCUACUACGAAACCUCCGUACCGUCGUACGCCCCGUGCUACAGCCCCGUGAAGAGGCGCUCGUCGUUCGUGGCAGCCGCCGGCCAAUACACCGCCACCACUAACGAUAUCACCUCGUCCUCCUCCUCGUCGAUCGCGCUAGAUCUGCUCAAGGACCCCCAGCAAGCGACGGGUGGAGGCGGGGCCACCAUCACGUCUUCGUCCUCGUCGACCACCGUGUCCGCGUCGGACUACUCGCACGGUAACGGCGGCGGCGGUGGUGGCGGAGGUAGCAGCACUAGCGGCUCUAGGACUCUCCGAUCGUAUGAUGGGCGCAGCAGCUCGUUGCUGACACCGAGCGCCCUGCGGGAAGCUCGCUACGGUAUUACCAGCACCGCUGCGCCGCGGUACGAGAGCGGGACACUCACGAACAACGCACUACAACUAAUCGAAAGCCGACUCUAUUCCCUCUUGCCUUGCUGCGCCGCCGCCACUGUGAAGCGAACCCAGCGACCACCGGCACCGUAG